CAAAAACAUUUUAGAUACACUCAAGUCAUAAAAAAUACAUAUUUGAAAUCAUUUAGACCCAUAACUAAUAGAACAUCUGAACAAAUAAACAAUGUGCGAAUAAAUGCGCGAAGUUAACGAAGCAACAAUUGAAAGAUUACCAUUUGGUAACAUCACCUUUAUUUUUUAUUACGGCUGCAAUUCUUUGGGGCAUAGUGUUAACCAAGUUUUGGCGAAAAAUUGGUGUAAUACAAUCCCAUAUUUCUGGAAGCUUUUGUCUCAGUUCGGUGAUUGUACGAGCAGGAUGUUGUCGUAGAACCUUUUUCAUCUCGUGCCACAAAGUUUCAAUAGUGGUACAUUAUUUUCUUCCAUCCAUUUUAUAGCCUUUUUUGAGGUAUGGCACGCUGCAACAUCUUGCUGAAACACAAAAUCUUGGCCGGAUCUCAAAC
Molecule: messenger RNA, 428 nt
Organism: Acanthoscelides obtectus
Lineage: Eukaryota; Metazoa; Arthropoda; Insecta; Coleoptera; Chrysomelidae
Source: the annotation of a GenBank genome assembly